AUGUCGGCAGAAGACCACCCGCGCCACAUGCGAGCUCCAGGCGAAGAUGGCUACCGAACACCCACCAUUGAAGAUGCGGAGCGGGCGCUCUCGAUCCUCGGUGCCGACGGAAUUUCUCCGACACAAGUGCGGGAGGCGCAUUCCAGUGCGUUGGAGGCGGCGCUGCAUAGGGCUUCGACGCGGGGUACUGUCGCUUCGGAGAAGCCGAAAAAGGGCAAUGACAAUUCCUGCCAGGAACAUAAUGGCCUUGGGUUGUUCGGGCUUAAGCGCACGGUUUCCGGGAAGAUGAGCUGGAAGAAACGGAUUCGCCAUGUGACGUGGGCGUACUUUACACUUACGAUGGCGACGGGUGGAAUCGCCAAUGUUUUAUAUCAAGGUCUGGAAACGAUCGGAAUCGUCGUUUUCUUGAUUAAUAUUGCGGCAUAUCUGGUUAUCUGGGCUCUGCUUCUUGUUCGAUUCUACUAUUACCCCUACACGUUCAAAGCGUCAUUCAUGCAUCCCACGGAAUCACUUUUCGUGCCGGCUUCCAUCGUCUCAUUCGGUACAAUACUCAUUAACAUCUCGCAGUACGGGCCCGAAAAUACAGGUCCCUGGCUGAUGCGCGCCGUCUGCGUCCUCUUCUGGAUCGACGCUGCUUUGGCCGUGCUCUUCUCCGCCGGCAUCUACCUACUCCUCUGGUCUACGCAGACCUUCACCAUUGCUCAGAUGACUCCGAUUUGGAUCUUCCCCGCUUACCCGAUGCUCAUUAUCGGGCCGCAUGCGGGAGUUCUGAGUGGGAAGCUCGAGCCGGCUGAUUCCCUUCCUGUGAUUAUCGGCGGAACGACCAUUCAGGGCGUUGGGUUCUUGGUUUCUCUCAUGGUUUACUCGGCCUUUAUUUACCGGUUGAUGACACAGAAGCUGCCGAGGGAGAAUAUCCGUCCGGGUAUGUUUGUUUCUGUCGGACCGAGUGGGUUCACCGUUGCGGGAAUGGUGAAUAUGGCCGCCGAGGCGAAGAGGUCCUUCCCGGCGGAUUUCAUGGGCAACGGGGCCCUGGCUGGCGAUGUAGUAAAGAUCGUGUCUGAUUUCUCCUGUCUCUGGCUGUGGGGAUUGGCGAUAUUCUUCUUCAUCAUUGCCAGUGCCGCGCACUGGUCGGCGAUCGGCCAUGGACGCAUGGUCUUCUCCAUGACUUGGUUUUCGUUCAUCUUCCCUAACACGGCACUGAUCACGGCAACUUUCGCUAUUGGCAAGGCCUUUUCUUGCAAGCCUAUCAACAUCGUUGGGUGUGUGGCGAUCCUUCCUCUGCUGUUGAUGUAUUUCUUCGUCUGCUACAUGAUGAUUCGGGCGAUCUUGAUGCGGCAGAUUCUCUGGCCUGACAAGGGCGAGGACCGAGAUGAGGGUGGUUUCGAGAUCUUGCGUGUCAAGCCGGCAAACGCGAGCGGGGGCGACUCUAGUCCAUCAUAA
This is a messenger RNA of Penicillium olsonii, 1440 nucleotides long. NCBI's taxonomy places the organism in Eukaryota, Fungi, Ascomycota, Eurotiomycetes, Eurotiales, Aspergillaceae. The record is from the annotation of a GenBank genome assembly.